Messenger RNA from Sordaria macrospora k-hell, 1281 nucleotides. RefSeq lists its product as uncharacterized. NCBI's taxonomy places the organism in Eukaryota, Fungi, Ascomycota, Sordariomycetes, Sordariales, Sordariaceae. The record is from RefSeq and is a predicted model, not a curated record.
AUGGCUUUCUACAACAGCUGCCGAGACGUCCAACUCGAUGGAUCCACACUCACGGCUAAUUGUCAGGACAGCAACGGCUACUGGGGAUCAUGGUCUAGCAUCGAUCUCAACCAAUAUAUCGGCAACAGGGAGGGAUACUUUGACACAAGCAUUGAAAGAUUCUAUGAGACUGCUAGGAAUGUCUAUCUUACAGGCUCAGUCCUCCAUGCGUCUAUGCAGGACAGUUAUCAGUACUACCAGGACGAGCAAACAAUUGACCUCAACCUCUUCAUUACCAACGAUAAUGGACAGCUCAAAUUCAAGCAGUACAUGCACGAAUCCAUUCUCAAGACGGGCACCUUCUACCAUCUCGAGGGCAGCGUCCUGCGCGGUCUCGUCCUCGGCUACAAUGGCAAGUUCAACGUGACCGAGAUCGACCUCAACGAUCACUACGCCAACAACAAUGGCUCUUUUCAGUCGGACGACAACCACUUUUACCACUCGGCCCAGAAGCUGAAGCUCGAGCCGUCGCCCGGCGCUCUUACCCUCAAGGCCGAGCUGAGGAACUGGAACAAGCAAUGGCAGCCUGCCGAAGUUAACCUGGCCAUCUGCAUCAUGAACAACAAUGGCAGUUUUCAGUUUGUUAGACACGACGGCUUCUGGGACCGCGACGGGUGGUUCGCCAAGACCUUUGAAGGCGUGCCCCUAAUCGGCUUCGCCAUCGCGGGCGUGCACGCCGCGGCCGGCAACUACGAGCACGCCGCCCGCGCGCUGGCCAAGUGCGCCAACAGCUCCGUGGUCUGCGUUGGCGUCGUCAUCGGCUUCAUGCUGGGCGAGACGCUCGGGUCCGUUAUCGGCGCCGGCAUCGCCACGCCCAUCGGCAUCUGGAUCGAGACCGAGAUCAAGGAGCACCUGAUUGAGGACCCCAUGCUGCUGGCCGAGUUUGAGGAGGCCACCCUCGGUCGCUACAUUGGCGAGACCCUGGUGAACAUGGGCAUGGCGGCCAUUCCUGGCGAUCCCAUCGCCGACAUGACCAGCCGCGUCGGGAACGAGGCCCUCAAGAAGACAUUCCAGAAGGCGUUGACGAAUUAUACUAGGCAGGUGGUGGCUGGUAUGAGGUCCUCGGUUGCGCCGACGGAGAUUGAGGAGAAGGUCAAGAUUUUGUUGUCUGGUAUCGGUGACUUGAUCAAGGGCGAGCCGCCCGCCAGCUGGACAGAGGCUGAGGGAAAGGUUAAGAGCGUCUUGAAGAGCAGGGGCGCUGAGUUGACGAAUGUUCCGCCCAUGGUUAAGUUUAAGAUUUGA